AUUAUGACGUUUUGUUUUUCGUUGAUUCGCGAAUUCGUUUGGAGGAAGUGGAUUAUUUUACGAUAUUAAUCUUGUUUAUUUCGGCUGAAAACCGCAAUGGCUGCUGAAAUUAAGCCUGCACCGAGAACACCUAACGAUAGGUUCUCCACGACUAAGAAACCGGCGCUAUUGAGUAAAUUAGAAGGGUGUACGGAUGAUGUCAAUGCCGCUGUUGUGAUACCUGGCGAAGACGGAGUAAUUAGCGUUUGCGAUGAUAAGACAGUUCGGGUAUGGCUCAAGCGAGACUCUGGGCAGUACUGGCCCAGCAUAUGCCAGUACAUGCCGUCAGGAUGCACAUCCAUGUUCUACACACCAGAGACACGCCAACUGUUUAUUGGACAGGAGAAUGGCACCAUUUCUGAGUUCACACUGUCUGUUGACUGCAACAGAAUAAACCCUACCAGAGAAUACCUGGCACACAUAGCGCGGGUCACAGCCGUAGUGUUUUCACUAAGCUGUGAGUGGGUGUUGUCAGUGAGUCGAGACAAAGUGUUCUCGUAUCACUGCAGUGAGACGGGGAGGAAGAUUGGAGGAUACUCCUUCGAGGCUUGGUGCACUGCUUUACAAUUCGACUCUCAGUCGAAGUACGCGUUUGUGGGCGACUACAGCGGGCAGAUAACCAUGCUGAAGCUAGAUAAUAACGGCGCCCAGCUAGUCACCACGCUGAAGGGACAUACUGGGUCGGUCAGAGUGUUAAACUGGGCACCACUACAUCAGCUCCUGUUCAGCGGUUCCUUCGACCAGUCCAUCAUAGUGUGGGACAUCGGCGGACAGAAGGGCACGGCCUAUGAACUGCAAGGCCAUAGUAACAAAGUAACCGGCCUCUGGUACGUGGGCAGCUGCGAGCGGCUGCUGUCGGGCGGCGAGGACGCGGCGCUGGGCGUGUGGGAGAUGGGCGUCCGACGCCGCGAGACGCCUGCUUGGCGCGAGUCGGAUCUGUGCCAGAUGUGCCGCGCGCCCUUCAUAUGGAAUGUGAGGGCUAUGAUGGAGAAGAAACAGCUGGGUCUCCGGCAGCACCACUGCCGCUGGUGCGGCGCGGCGGUGUGCGCGGCGUGCUCCCCGCACCGCCUGCCGCUGCCCGUCAUGGGCUUCGAGUUCCCGCAGCGAGUGUGUGCCGGCUGCUACGAUACGUUGAGGAAUGAGCCGCGCGAAUCGCUAGCCUCAUUCCACGACAUGAAGCACGCAGUCGCCUCCCUAUUCGUGGACGAAGCGACCGGUCGCAUGUGCACCGCCGGCAAGGACCGGGUCAUCAAGCUGUGGGACAUCAGCGUGCUGGUGGCACCCGCCCCCAAGCCCACCACCAGCGACCAAUAGCAGACCUCGUGAGUGACGUUCAGUCCACACGCCGUGGAAUUCUUCGAUUCGAGGUUCACUAAAGUUUUGUGAUAGGUUUCUGAACGCACGGUGGCACGGACGUAGAAUAAGGAGUUGGGUGAAAAAAGGGUUUAUGGUGAAUGUCCAUAUGCAUGCGGCAAGACAGUCUUUUGUUUAGAUUGUUAUGGGUUAUCGUAUGGACAUUUGUCUUAAAGCGGGAAAGUCGUCUUAAUAAUACUAUUGAUCUAUGAAGUGGGCGCGCAUAUUGAUUUAGGCACAGAUCUAGAGAGCGAUUGUUGGUGAGGCAUAGACGACUAGGUGUGAGAAAUAUGGUGCUCAUCCAACCAGAACUUGGAAUAAGAAGUCUAGAGAUUCUUUAGAACAACAACUCUGCUUUAGCGUAUGAACCAUAUUGAUGUGGUAGUAACAAAAUGGCGGCAGUCACUUUAAUUUGAUUGGUGAACAGAACUGUUACGUAUCCGUGUCACCUAUAGUGUUAUGUGGUGUUAUCUUUAUAAUCGAAACGUGCGAGCCUAUUAUCCAAUAAUUUGUGCCUGAAUAUUGUAUUUAAAAACUUUUAGUGAAACCUUUAAUAAAAAAAAAACAUUUCAUAGUAUAUGUAGAUUGUUGUUUUUCGGCUUAGCUAGAGAGAGAAAUCGUUGGAAAUUAAACUAACCAGAUCAUGUAUCCGUAUAGUAAAUGUUUAACUUAAAUAUAUACUAAUACUUAUAAAUUAUGCAUGGAAUUGUGUAUCAAUAUAUAAGUCUCUACAAUAAUCUUAGAGAAGGUUAUUUAAUUAGUUUAACUGUCGAUGAACUAAGACUGAUACUUCCUAAAGGUCUCUAUGCAUGGUCAGAAGGUGAAAUACUUUAUUUACAGCUGCGACCAUUGUUACAACCGGGUUAGGGUUGUAACAUUAUUUUAUUUAUUUAUGAUACUUACAGAAUCUGAGAUAUGCUGCUUUUGUAGACAGUCAUAGAAUAUUGAAGCUCGGUCGGAUAGUUUAAUAACUUGAAUGCUGUUACUGUAGAUUACUAUGUAUGUAUGUCGUGCGUUUUAAAUAACAUGUUUCGAUAUAGUAUAAAUAUCUUUGAAAUUAUAGGUUUUAGCGUAUUGUUUUAUUAUUGAUUCAUUUAAAUAAUAUAUUUGGUUGAAGUUUAUAUACAUAUACCGUAUUUAUGUAUGAAAUAUUUUUUAAUUUUUUACUGUGUCACUGUCAUUAAUUCGGUUCGUAAAGAACGUACGGUAUUAUGUUCGAAACAGUGAUUCUGAGGCGACAUUAAUAUUAUCUGAAACUUAAAGUUUCAACUUGUUUUUUUAAACAAGCUAUUCUAUGCUAUGGGCUAUUUAUAGCUCAGCUUAUUUUAGCUAUUCAAGAUAUAUUUGUAUCUCACACGGUUUAUUACGGAUACUGAGUGUAAAGACAUACUAAUUGAUAAGAAAAAAAAAGGAACCUUAUUUUAUUGUAACGAAGAAAAACACUGAGUAACUUUAACGGUGUGGACCAAAAAAAUGUUAACAUUACUAGUGUGUAAAUUAUAUAAAAAUCAAUUACAAAAACACAUUAAUUUAACUAAUCCAUUUUUUUUAAAUCUAAAUCCACAGUGUCUGAAACAAGCGUCACGCAGUUUUUGUAGGUAUUUAAUGUCGUUAUUCAUAUUUAAAAUGAAAUAAUAUACUUAAAAUAAAAACUAAUUGUUGUGCUUUUACUUAAGUGUUUUGCCAAACAUUAAAUAUUAAUGUACCUAAUCAUUAAUACGUACUUGGUUAACGUAGAAUCAUAAUUUUACUAUAUUACUUAUGCUCGAUGGGUAUUUUAAUGCUACAGUCAUCGUUAUGUUAAGGUAGACCAAUACUGUCACCAAAUAAAAUUAUUUUAUUAUUAUAAUGUAUGAUAAAGUUUCUGUUCAUAUUUUGAAGAAAUAUUAAAGCAACGAAACAAACGGUCCCCGAAAAAAAGCCUUAAUUUCACAUUUAUAAGGUCCAGUAUAAAUUUAAUUCAAAUAUGAACAGUAACUUGAUACUUUGUAUUCGAAUUAUUCCUUUUGUUAUUAAGAUAAAAGAAAUAUAUUUUUUUAUUUAUGGAGCUUUUUUGUUUGUAAAAUAAUACUGUAAGAUAUAGUCACUGUAAUUAUCUAAAAUACUAUACAUAGUUCGCUUAAAGAUUUCUAUGCCAAUAAAAAUAAUUUAAGAAAUGA
This is a messenger RNA of Plutella xylostella (diamondback moth), 3551 nucleotides long. It is a transcript of the gene Wdfy2, whose product is annotated as WD repeat and FYVE domain containing 2. Gene Ontology annotation, molecular function: protein binding; metal ion binding. Gene Ontology annotation, cellular component: early endosome. NCBI's taxonomy places the organism in Eukaryota, Metazoa, Arthropoda, Insecta, Lepidoptera, Plutellidae. The record is from RefSeq and is a predicted model, not a curated record.